UGAAAAGUCGUCGCGAGUGGUUGUUUUUCUCAAGAAAUAAACGUGUUACAACAAGUAUAUUGAAUCGGUGGAAAAACGUCUAAAGAAUUAACGUGCGGUACAGUAGUACACAAAUUUGGAGGGAAGAGGAAGCCUUGCACAUUUUUUGGGAAUUUUCCAUCUACAACGCAGCUGCGUCAAUUCAUAUAUACGCUAUAUUGCUGACUUCACUUUUUGGACUUGUACAGUUCAUACAGUUGGACCAUCUACUUUGUGCUUGUUGUGGGAAAAUCGAAAAUGGUGCUGACGAACUUUGAGUGCUGGGCACAUGGUGGCGGCGCAGUUAUUGGUAAUGAUGAAUUGCCGGUCAAUUCUCGGCACAUGGACAUGUUUAAUCCACGUGUGGUGCAGCAACGCUUGAACCCCGUCGAUAUAGGCACAUCGCCUGUGUCACACAUUUCCUCCAACGGUUAUUAUGGAUUCUCCUAUGUGAAUGCAGCCCAUGAACUAGGUAACAACCAUCAGCACAACGGCAUUACACACGACGCCAAUAAUACGAAUAUUAAUUAUAACAACAAUAAUAACACAAGUGUGCCAAAUGCAAAUGAUGUCAAUGGCAUGCUGCCGAUGAUGCACACGGACAUGGAUGUUGGCGCUGCAACCGCUGGCGCAGCUGCUGAUCUAGUUGCCACACAGCGCCGCAAGAAGCGCUACUUUGUGAGCGACGAUGAUUACGCCAACUGUGCAUUGCUCAACGGUUGCGACAGCGGCGUUGGCGUACGGGACGUCGCAGUUGCCGGUUUGGAUGGUUGCGCUCCCAAGCGCUGCCGCUACGACGAUGACUAUGCUGCCGCGCAGUAUUGUAAUGAUUUCUUCUCGCUCCCCUCUACACAAAUUGGCACACAGUCUUGUCUAAUGGAUACUGAGGACAUACAACAGCAACAGCAACCACAGGUAGAUGUCAAUAACGGCGCAGCAAAUCUCACCAAUCAAACCACCAAUACAACAACAAAAAAAUGUCAACAAGCCAUAAAUUGUGGCAUUAAUUUAAACAUAUAUCACAACAAUAAUAAUAAUGUAAUUAACGAAUAUAACAACAAACUCUUUUACAAUAACCAACGACGUUUGGGUAGCGGGAAGAGAGGAAGUGUUGACAAAAGUUGUGAAAACAGCAGUACUGAAGAUAUGCUACACGAUCAUGUUGUCGGUGUUAAAGCGAACAAUACAUAUUUAAGACAGCAAGCAAAGUUUCCUGCAUUUGCUGCUGAUUGCAUUGGUGGUAAGAGUGCUGCAGUGGAAGCAGCAGCUGGAAGCAGCAACGAGGAUAAUUCCGUCUUAGCUGCGUUGUAUAACAAAACACACGGCGGCGCAUUUUAUCACUUUACAGUAAGCAGCAACGACAAACAACCGUAUGUUGAGGAUAUUUGAGCAGAAUGUUAUAGUAUGAGAAGCGACGCGUUAAUGAACCCGACUAGCUCCUUAUAGCCAAAUCAAAAAAAGUAAUAAAACUAAAAACGAAUGUUUGCUUAUGCAUGUGUCUAAAUAUAAGUACGAUUUUUUUGUGUAUCAGUGAGAGAUACAUAUUAUAGCACGAAUUUAACAGUUUCUAAAAUUAUGCAUUAAGUUUGAGUUCAAAAGUUAGCCAAGGGCAACAGCGCAGUGAAAAAAAAUAAAGGAAUAUAGUAAGAAUGAAACUUGAAAUUGUGUGCGAGCGUGUGAAUGAGACGCCUUGAAUACGAAUGGGUGAUAAGAAAUAAAAUUGUGCACAAAUAAAAGUUAUGCAUGCAAAGAAAUAUUGGAAUAAUAAAUGAAUUAAAUCAAAAUAUUUGUAAAUCGAAUUGUAUUUCAAUAUAUUAACCACCUAAUUAUGCAUAUGCGUACGUGUAUACUCGCAGGAAACCAUAUCACGAAAUAAAAACCGAAAAAACCACUAACUUUUUAAACUAUUAUAUUAAAAUAAAAAUAAAUAAUAUACAUAACUACGUUUACCCUAUUUACAAUGAAGCAUGCUACUUGUCGUUAGUAUUAACAAGUGAACGCUUAGUAAACUACUAUUAGUUGAAUUUAAGUUUACUUAACUUUAUAAGCUAAUUGAAAUUGUAUGAAGAAGGCAAUUAUUUAUGGAAUUGAAGAAUUUGUCUAAAUUGUAAUAAGUAUGGUAUGAGGAAUUGAAAUCAAAUAAAUUGAAGAAAUACAUUGAACACAGUAUGCAGCACAUAAUACAGAAUA
Molecule: messenger RNA, 2208 nt
Organism: Bactrocera latifrons
Lineage: Eukaryota; Metazoa; Arthropoda; Insecta; Diptera; Tephritidae
Product: M-phase inducer phosphatase
Exons: 4
Coding region: 277-1407 (376 amino acids)
Source: RefSeq, a predicted model, not a curated record